AUUUUUUUUUCUUUACAAUUUUAUAGAAUAAAAAAAAUGGAUGAAACGAAAAUUUCAAGUGAUUUAAAACAACAAUUUAGUAUUUUUGUUAAUAUUAAAAGAAAACAUUUAGGUAUUUUACAUGAGAAAAGUGAUAAAAUAUGUAAAGUAUUUGGUUUUCAAUCAAUAAAAAUUGAAAAUUCCUGUGAAAAUAAAAAUAAUGAAGAAAACAUUAGUAAUAUCAAUAAUUCAAAUUUAGUUUUAGUACAAUUUGUUUCAACCAAUGGUGUCAAUUCGGGAAUAACAAAAUUUUGUCGCACUGGGGAUAAUGAUAACGAUGAUUGCAAUACGGAACAAAGUAAUUGUAGUGGAAAUAUUGACGAUUUAGAAAUAACUCAACAAAUUCAACGUUACAUUGAAAGUUUAGCACUAAAUGAAGCUGAAGAUUCAAGUUAUGAUUCAGAUUGUGAUAAUGAUGAUACAACACAACAGCAUCAUCAUCAUCAUCAACAUCAUCAACAACAUGUACAAUCACAACAUCAGCAAACAAAAUAUAAUGUACACAAACAACAAAUUACUUCACAGCAACAGCAACAAUUUCAUCAACAAUUACGUCAUCAUCAACAACAACAACAGCAACAACAACCACUAAAUUAUUUCCAUACAACUGUUAGUGGAACAACAUCAUCAAAUGAUGAGCAUGAACAAGUAUCGAGAACAACAAGUGAUACUCUUGGUCAAGAAUUUGCUGAAUAUGUAACAACAGCAACUGGUGCACCACAAGCAUCAGGAAUAACAAGUCAACAAUCGUUACAGCAUCAAUUACCAGAAAAAUCACCUGGUUAUACAGCACGUGUUGAAUUUGCACUUAAACUUGGUUAUACUGAACGUCUAGUCCAAGCAGCUUUAGCCCGUUUAGGACCAGAUCCAGCUCAAAAUGAGUUAUUAGCUGAACUAAUUAAACUUGGGGCCAAUAAAGGUGAUUUUAUAUGUGAUUCACCAACAGCUGAAUGUUUAUCACCUGUACCUACUGGCAAUAUAAAUAGCGUUAGUGGUAUUGGUUCUUGUUCACAAGUUGUUACCGGUUUACCAUUAUUAACCGGAACUGGAAGUACUGGUACUAAUAAUUCAGCGAUUAUUGUUGGUAGUGGUAACAAUGAUUUGACAAGUUGUAAUCCAACUAAUGUUGCUGUUGGAAUCCCAUCACAUUUUGCUGCUCUACAUUCUCAUCAUCAUCAACAUAAUUUACAUUUAGGCAAUAGUAGUUUUAGUAGUGAUGAUCCAUCAUCAAUAUCAAAUCAUCCAAUGAAUGGUUUACGUCCAAUAGUUAUAGAUGGUAGUAAUGUUGCUAUGUCUCAUGGCAAUAAAGAAGUCUUCUCGUGUCGAGGAAUAAAAUUAUGUGUUGAUUGGUUUAAAAAUCGUGGCCAUAAAGAUAUUACGGUAUUUGUGCCGAAAUGGCGAAAGGAAAGUUCUAGACCUGAUAAUCCAAUUAAAGAUCAAGAUAUUUUAAAUGAAUUAGAAAGAGAGAGGAUGCUUGUUUUUACUCCAUCAAGGUUAGUUGGUGGUAAACGUAUGGUGUGUUAUGACGAUCGUUAUAUUUUGAAGUUGGCUGUUGAAAACGAUGGCAUUGUUGUUUCAAAUGACAACUAUAGAGAUUUAGUUCAGGAAAGUUCUGAAUUUAAAAAAGUGGUUGAGGAACGCGUUUUGAUGUAUUCAUUCGUCAAUGAUCGUUUUAUGCCACCUGACGAUCCAUUGGGAAGGUCUGGACCGACCCUAGAUAAUUUUCUGAGAAUUCAACCCAAGAAAGGAGAUCCGCCACCUCCUUGUCCAUAUGGUAAAAAAUGUACAUAUGGUAAUAAAUGUAAAUUUCAUCAUCCUGAACGGGGAUUAGGUCCACAUAAAUCUGUAACAGAACGUCUGUCAGAACACGCAGCACGUCAUUUAUCUGCACGCAACUCAUCCGCCGAUGCAUCUAGAACUCCCGUUCAAGGUAAAUCUCUUAGCGUUCCACUUAGUUGUACAAGUAAUGUUGUUGAUUCGAGCCAAUCAGCAUCUUCUUCGCCAUCCAUAUCACCAGCUGCAGGAGGUGGAUUGCCUGGAUCCAAUACAGCAGAGCGUGUAUCUAGGAAAACAGCAUUAUGUAGAACAAGAUCUGGUGCACCAGAUUGUUCUAUACCUCCGCAAACACAACAGCAGCAACAACAACAACCCAACUUAAAUAAUCAAAAGAAUUCUUUGAAUUCUAAUAUAGGACAGCAACAGAUCCCCACAGCAUGGGAUCCGUCUUGCUGUCAUGUAUUAGACACAAAUUUAGGCGGAACUGGAAAUCAUACUACUAGUGGUCAUCACCCUGCUAGUAUUAGUAGCUUUCCGAAAUCCCAUAGCAUUGAAAAUAUAUCACGAGAAACCUUUGCACAUUCAUUAAGUGGAACACCAGCUGCACAGCCACCACAAUCACAAUCACAACAACAAAAAAUUCAAAGUACACCAAUUUCGAAUUUUCAAUCUUUAUGGAAUACACCUAAUACACCACUACAAGUUAGUCAACAAAAUCCACAACAACAACAACAAUGUGGAAUUACAUCACAACAAUUAACAUCACAAUCAGAUAAUAGUUUAGUUUUAGAUGAAUCUGUUAAUUUGCAUAGAAAAUUAAGACGCCAGCUCACUUUGAAUGCAGCUGGUUGUGAUCCUAGAAUAUAUCAAUUACAACGCUGUAUGACGCCAAUCGGUACGACAAGUGGUGUUAGUGGACCAAAUAGUCCAUCACCACUAGUACCGUCACCAGCACAAUCACACUCACCGCAUAGGCCAUUAGCACCAUCUUUAAGUGGACCACGUUCACAUCACCCAGCAGCACAAUGGGAUUUACAUCAGAGUUUAACACGUAUUGCAUCAGCACCAGAUCCAUCACGUCCAUGGCAAAGUGGACCACCUCCAGCAUCAUCAUCUGAGCCUCAAAUCAAUUUGUGGCCACAUCAUGCUCCUGCAACUGUUUUAGCUGCACAAGAUCAACGUCGUCGAUUGCAUUAUCAUUUAGCAAGCAUUUUUCCAGAAGAACAAGUUCAGACUGUUAUGCAAAUGUAUCCAGAUGAGACUAAUCCUCAAACAAUAUGUGCUGCCAUCUUAAAUAUGUUUCCAAAAAUUUAAUUUGGAAACUAAUAAACUUUAGAAUCAUCGUUAGAAAGUGAAAAUUAUUAUUUUAUAAAAAUAUACAAUAUUAUCAUUACAUAUUUAGAUUAAUUAUGCGUAUAUUAUUAUAAUAUACGUUCAAAUGUAUACAUUUAUGUAUAUGUUUAUAAUAUGAAUAGUU
Molecule: messenger RNA, 3292 nt
Organism: Condylostylus longicornis
Lineage: Eukaryota; Metazoa; Arthropoda; Insecta; Diptera; Dolichopodidae
Gene: Regnase-1
Product: probable ribonuclease ZC3H12C
Exons: 6
Coding region: 37-3129 (1030 amino acids)
Cellular component (GO): cytoplasmic ribonucleoprotein granule; nucleus
Molecular function (GO): metal ion binding; RNA endonuclease activity; mRNA binding
Source: RefSeq, a predicted model, not a curated record